AUGGAUUCAAUAGCUGCUCCCACCGGCCAUCGUCGCCGUCGGAGCACACUUACAGCUAACCCGAACCCCGGCCAACCCUCCAAUUCGCGAACUUCGCGACCACGUGCAACCAGCAUUAAGAACCCUGGUGACCUGGAAGUAAAGAUUUCCGAAGAAAAUCGUAGCCGGGACGCGUCUCGAUCGGAAAGCAAGGACGAAGAUAGCCUGUCAGAGGAGGAUUUACAUGACGAUGAAGAGACGGGCUUGACGAAGAAGGAUAAGCGAAGGAAGCAGGCCAAGCGACGACGAAAUACCAGAUUAGACCAGCGAAUCGCAAGAGACAGAAUCACAGAUGAGGAACGAAAGGAGGCAGACCAGAAUGUCUUCAGGAAAUUGGUCAUUAAUGCUAUCCUUAUAGGCCUCUGGUAUCUGUUCUCGUUGUCAAUCUCUUUAUAUAACAAAUGGAUGUUCGAUUCCGGCCAACUCAACUUUGCGUUUCCCUUAUUCACGACCGCGACGCACAUGCUCGUACAAUUUUCCCUUGCUAGUCUAGUAUUAUUCUUCGUACCCUCCUUACGGCCCUACCAUGCGCAGUACAACUCCGACCUGGGCCGGUCGAGACACGAGGCUGAGCCUGAGCGUCCGAUUAUGACCAAGCUGUUUUAUUUGACGAGAAUUGGACCGUGUGGUGCGGCCACGGGGUUGGAUAUUGGACUAGGAAACACUUCCUUGAAGUUCAUCACCCUUACUUUCUACACUAUGUGCAAAUCCUCUUCCCUAGCUUUUGUACUCAUCUUCGCCUUCGCCUUCCGCCUCGAAACUCCUACGUGGAAGCUAGUAGCUAUCAUUGCAACUAUGACUGGUGGUGUAGUGAUGAUGGUAGCAGGCGAGAUAGAAUUCGAACUGGGAGGUUUUAUCCUAGUCAUAUCCGCCGCUUUCUUCUCCGGCUUCCGCUGGGGUCUCACACAAAUCCUAUUACUCCGAAACCCGGCCACUUCAAAUCCAUUCUCUAGCAUUUUCUUCCUCGCGCCUGUCAUGUUCCUUACUCUGAUCGUCAUCGCGGUACCUGUCGAGGGUUUCUUCGAAUUGAUCGAGGGAUUGAAAGCGUUAAGCGAGGAGUGGGGUCCUCUCAGGACUCCCCUGAUUCUCCUUUUCCCAGGUACCAUCGCCUUCUUAAUGACGGCUAGCGAGUUCGCUCUACUGCAGCGAAGCAGCGUCGUCACACUUUCCAUUGCUGGUAUCUUCAAGGAGGUUGUCACGAUCUCGGCCGCAGCGUUGGUUUUCGAUGAUAAGCUUACUCCUAUCAACAUCUCUGGCUUAGUUGUGACAAUUGCUGCUAUCGGAGCUUACAAUUGGAUCAAGCUGUCUAAGAUGCGCAGUGAUGCUCAGCUAGACGCCCAUAACAAAGGCUAUCAACAAGCGCAGUCUGGUUCGUCGAGCGAAGUCGAACGCGGAAGCGAUUCUGACGAGGAAGAAACCGGACUUCUAGCCCACGACGACGCGAGCGGUGUCGAAGACAAUCUGCUUACGGCUGAUGGAGAUGCCAUACCGAACUCGAGACCUUCAAGUUCCACCGAACCCCAUCGGACGGAGCGUUCUCGAGAGGAUUGA
Messenger RNA from Annulohypoxylon maeteangense, 1590 nucleotides. Its product is annotated as TPT-domain-containing protein. Gene Ontology annotation, biological process: UDP-glucose transmembrane transport. Lineage: Eukaryota; Fungi; Ascomycota; Sordariomycetes; Xylariales; Hypoxylaceae. Gene Ontology annotation, molecular function: antiporter activity. The record is from RefSeq and is a predicted model, not a curated record. The coding region runs from base 1 to 1590 and encodes 529 amino acids. Gene Ontology annotation, cellular component: Golgi apparatus; endoplasmic reticulum-Golgi intermediate compartment; cis-Golgi network. The transcript is spliced from 3 exons.